UAGAACCGGAAGGCGCUGCCCGCUUGAGUAUCUUUCUGGCUUAAAUCUCCGGAGCGGGCGAGAAGGAGCCCUCGUGGUCUGUUGCCAUGGUCUUUUAUUUCACGUCCAACGUUGUUCCUUCUGUUUAUACAAUUUAUAUGGGAAAAGACAAGUAUGAAAAUGAAGAUCUAAUAAAAUAUGGUUGGCCAGAAGAUAUUUGGUUUCAUGUGGACAAGCUCUCCUCAGCACAUGUCUACCUCCGGCUACAUAAGGGGCAGACAAUGGAUGACAUUCCUAAGGAGGUUUUGAUAGAUUGUGCACAGCUUGUGAAGGCCAACAGCAUUCAAGGCUGCAAAAUGAAUAAUGUCAAUGUAGUAUACACCCCAUGGGCCAACCUAAAGAAAACAGCAGAUAUGGACGUCGGCCAGAUUGGAUUUCAUAGACAAAAGGACGUGAAGCUAUUGACAGUGGAGAAGAAGGUGAAUGAGAUUUUGAACCGACUGGAAAAAACCAAAGUGGAACGAUUCCCAGACCUGGCUGCAGAGAAAGAAGCCCGUGAUAGGGAGGAGAGGAAUGAGAAGAAGGCCCAGAUCCAAGAGAUGAAGCGGAAGGAGAAGGAGGAAAUGAAAAAGAAAAAGGAGCUGGAAGAGCUUAGAAGUUACUCUUCCUUAAUGAAAGCAGAGAAUAUGUCCUCUAACCAGGAUGGCAAUGACUCUGAUGACUUCAUGUAAAUCAAGGUGCCCUCCUUGUGGAAGAUGAAGAUGACUUUUGACAUCUUAGCUUUUUGCUCUGGAUGCCAAAAAUAAGCAAAUGAAAUUGGGAGUCUCUUUACUUGUUUCAUUGUGAGCAGCGAGUAUCUGUUCUUUUUCCUGGGCAGAUCAUUCCAGUUAAAGCUCUGAAACCAUCAGUUCUGACUCCAGUUACUAGGAUGUCUGUACUUCCUGAGAGGCUGAAUUUUGGGGUGUCUAUAUUUCCAGGAAAGGUUGAAGAGAAGGCUACACUUAAGAGGCUUUGAGCCAGAAAAUUAGUUUCUGCCUUAAAUCUUCCUGGGGAGCAGAUCUGGAAUGUUUUACCAUUAUCCUGAAUACAAGUCACUGAAGAGAGGAUAUUCUUAUCUCACAGUAUUUGAGAAUUGAGGUUUUUUUUAAGUUUCCUUGGUUGUUUUGGGAACUGGGUGCACCAAUGUGAACAAUUUGAUUACACCUCUCAUCCUUUAGAAAUUUGAAUUUAGAACAGCUGUCUUUCCAUGCUUAUAACAUACUUGCCCAGAAUCCAAGAACAUUUUUUACCCAGCAAUGAGCAUUUCCUUUCAUUUGUAGCAUCCUGCAAAACCCAGUGCCACCAUUCAAGGAAAGAAGUAUGUGCUUGAACCUGUGUGCUUUUUUUUUAAACAUAAUUUUAUUAAAUGUUUUUUAAAAACAGUGAUAAAAAAUAGUACAAGCUAA
This is a messenger RNA of Python bivittatus (Burmese python), 1424 nucleotides long. RefSeq names its product coiled-coil domain containing 25 (gene CCDC25). The record is from RefSeq and is a predicted model, not a curated record. NCBI's taxonomy places the organism in Eukaryota, Metazoa, Chordata, Lepidosauria, Squamata, Pythonidae.